Molecule: messenger RNA, 925 nt
Organism: Zea mays
Lineage: Eukaryota; Viridiplantae; Streptophyta; Magnoliopsida; Poales; Poaceae
Product: GTPase activating protein 1
Exons: 3
Source: RefSeq, a predicted model, not a curated record
AGCCGUUGGCCGCAUCCCCCGGUGAGGUGAGCAGACCACACCUCCCCUCCCUCUCGUGUCGGAGCCUCCGCCUCGGCUUGUCCCCACCAACCCGCAGCUCGCUCCCACCAAACCCACACCCGAACAAUGGCGUCGGCGUCCAAGGAGGAGGUGAUCGGGAAGCUCAACGUCCGCGUGGUGCGGGGCAACAACCUGGUCAUCGCCGACCCGCUCACCCACACCAGCGACCCCUACGUCGUCCUCCAGUACGGCGCUCAGAAGGUGAAGACUAGUGUCCAGAAGAAGAACCCCAAUCCAGUGUGAAACGAAGUACUGCAGCUCUCAGUAACAAAUCCUACGAAGCCAGUGCACCUUGAAGUUUUUGAUGAAGACAAGUUCACAGCAGACGACAGCAUGGGUGUUGCUGAGAUCAACAUUACUGACAUCUACGAUGCUGCGAAGCUGGACCUGAAGCACGCCUCUGAUGGGACAAGGAUCAAGACGAUCUACCCUGUCGGAGUAAACUACCUUGGCGGCGAGAGCCAUGUUCAGUGGAAGGAUGGCAAGGUGGUCCAGGACUUGAUUCUGAAGCUGAGGAAGGUCGAGAGUGGCCUGAUUGUGGUGCAGCUGGAGUGGGUUCAUGUUCCUGGCGUGAAGCUGUGAAGGCCCUGUCUGAAUGAGGGCUGAUGGAGCUGCAGUUGCUGUGUCCCUGGUUUGAUUGUUUGGUUGUAAACGAUAUCCUGAACGUGGUGAUAUGCGGUGUAUGAGUGAGGUUUGAGUGUGAUGCUUUGUUUGGGGUACUUCCUGGUGACAUGAUGUGGGUAUGACUGCCAAAGGUUGUGGCGCACCAAUAAGAAACGCCCUGUCAGCAUGACAGCAUGUUGUGAGAUGUAAACUAAGACUUUAGAACCUAAAUAUACAGGUGAUUGGGCGUUAAUUGCUUUCA